Messenger RNA from Ostrea edulis (European flat oyster), 2372 nucleotides. RefSeq lists its product as uncharacterized. Gene Ontology annotation, molecular function: protein binding. The transcript is spliced from 12 exons. The record is from RefSeq and is a predicted model, not a curated record. NCBI's taxonomy places the organism in Eukaryota, Metazoa, Mollusca, Bivalvia, Ostreida, Ostreidae. Bases 325 to 2031 code for a protein of 568 amino acids.
CACUUGAAUUUACAAGUAAUUUUGAUGAUUUUUUUUCUAGGUGCGUUGGUACUUAAAAAACGUGCUUUUUCAAUAAUUAAUGUACUAUACAGUUCUGCAUACACGGAUGUCAGCUUUUAGAACGUAAGUUUGAAGAGAUGUGCAUGGAUGCGUACAGAUCGACCUGUUAUAAAUCGCGAUCAAUGUCUACCUACCUUUAAUGUUUACACCGGCGGCUUGAGGGAAGGAACGUAAAGAAAGAACACAAUACCAGUAAAUUUAACUGACCUGUGUCUAAAUUAAGACAACCCGCGAUAACUUCCUCGUUCGGAGAGAGAGAGAGCAAUGUUGUGGUCGGUUGUUGUCGUGGUUAUUUGCGCUAUUGCCCAGCCGGUGGAGCCGAUGGAAUGGUCCUCGGUGACCGCCGGGGCCACUACCCCGUCAGCGCGGAGGGACAUGGCGUUAGGGUACUUCCAGACCCAGAAUAAGCUGGUAGUUUUUGGAGGGAGAGGUGGACCCAUUACAGACGAUACCUGGGAAUUCGAUAUCGGUACAGGGACUUGGUCAGACGUCAGUGCGGCGACCAGGCCAGGUGCCCGCUUCAGUAUGGUGUACGGGGUGGUGGGGAACUUCCUGUACAUUACAACGGGUGAGGGACCAAACAAGGUCUUCUACAACGAUGUGUGGAGAUUCGACAUCACCUCAUCAGCCUGGAGUCAAGUUUCAACAACAGGAACCCCACCAAGCACUCGAUACGGAGUGGCAGGGGGCGUGUUCUCAGGUUCAAAUCUACUUUACGUCAGUUUGGGGUUUGCUGGAGAACGCUUCUUUGAUACCUUCAUAUUGGAUACUUCAACCAACACAUGGUCCACGAGGUUCUGUGAUGGGUUUUGUCAUUCCUACUCCCCAAACUAUCCUCAUGGACGAUGCCUUCAUAGCGGUGCAGUCAUCGAUUCCAACAGGCUGGUCAUCUAUGGUGGAUGUUUAAGUGGUGGUCAAACUGGUGGAGCUUGUCCAUCUGGAGAUUCCUGGAUAUUCAAAAACUCUGACCAAGAGUGGACAGAACUGCCGAGCUGUGCAAGCCCAAGGACGUACAGCAGUAUGGCCUUGCUACCAGAAGUGAACGGACAGAAGCGAGUUGUUUUGUAUGGAGGGAUUGAGAAAACCAGACAAGUUAUUCAGACAACAGAAGCCCCUGCAGACACGGUGGUGGUACUGGACCCCGAUUCCAUGACGUGGACCCCCAGGAAAACCUCAGCAAGCAGUUCAUUUCCUGCCAAGAGAGCAUCAGCUGCCAUGGCUUCCUCCACCACAGGGGUGUACUUAUUUGGAGGACUAAACACCGAAACGAGUGCUUUGCUGAAUGACAUUUGGUUUUUGGCGGGGAACUCCACAUCAGCAGAUCAAGCAGAGAAGAGUGAAUGUGUGUCCAUAUUCACCAACUUCCUGAUGGUGCACGGAAUCCUGAUGUUCCUGGGGUGGGGCGUAUGUCUGGUGUGGGGGACAUUCAUCGCAAGAUACUUCAGCUCCUCGGGAACCACAUGGUUUCUACUUCACAGAAUAUUACAGGUCUCUGGUUUGGUUCUCAGUAUCAUUGGUCUCGUCAUGGGGAUAGUUUCUGUCCAGUUUGACCACUUCAAAUUUGCGCAUGGUGCUAUUGGAAUCGUUGUCAUGUUGCUAGGCAUCAGCCAGCCUUUCAAUGCUCUAAUUCGUCCACACAGACCAGCGGAAGGGGAGAAAACUCAGCUAAAGCGGCGGAUCUGGGAGUUGUUCCACCACAACAUUGGGCGUAUAGCUGUGGUCUUGGGAUUAAUCAACAUUUCCCUGGGAGUCUUUCUCGCCCUCUCCCACACGGCAAUCUGGAUACUGUGGUUCAUCUAUUUCAUCGUUAUCAUUCUUGUUUUUGCGUUUUUUGAAAUUCUUAAAAUUAAAGUUGUUCGUGAAAAACUUUCAUCUAUCUUACCGCUGGAGAAACAGGCCGAGCCGGCAUCAAAUGAGCAGAAGAUGGAGAAGCUUGACAAUACAGAUGACGGAAAGAAUGGCGGAAUUUAAUUGUAUGUGGUAGUGUAAAAUAUUUACUCAACUGUUUUUGUAUAUAAAAGUUGUAUGUACCCACUGUAGACAACAUGAUGCAGGCAUCAUUUUUUGUAUAUGAAAAUUUCAAUGUACAUUUAUUUAUUAUUUUAUAUACUGUAUAUGAUACGGUACAUAGCUUUGUAUGUUGACCGAUGCUGGACAUCAGUGAAAGCCAACCGUCCAUUUCCUGCUGUAACUUAGUGCUGAAUGAGGUGGACAUUGACCUUGUAAAAUGCACUUGAGAUUUCAUUUCAAAACAACAACUGUACACAAUGUGGCAUUUUAUUUCAAACAAUAAAUAUUGAUAACAAGCUUAA